Lemur catta (Ring-tailed lemur) is the source of this 4230-nucleotide messenger RNA. RefSeq names its product solute carrier family 38 member 10 (gene SLC38A10). NCBI's taxonomy places the organism in Eukaryota, Metazoa, Chordata, Mammalia, Primates, Lemuridae. The transcript has 16 exons. Gene Ontology annotation, biological process: amino acid transmembrane transport. Gene Ontology annotation, molecular function: amino acid transmembrane transporter activity. The record is from RefSeq and is a predicted model, not a curated record. The coding region runs from base 635 to 3685 and encodes 1016 amino acids.
UGUUCCUGGUGAAGUCAGCCAGCCUGACCAAGCGGAGGACCUAUGCCGGCCUGGCGUUCCACGCCUACGGGAAGGCGGGCAAGAUGCUGGUGGAGACCAGGUAGGUGCCCCUGUGCUCCCUGCGCCUCCCGAGGGGCCCCGGAGGCCGCCCCAGGGUGGACAGCUGGACGUGGGGUGGCCUCACAGCUUGUGCUGGGCUUCUGGAGAGCCGCGCACGAAAUAGCUGAACGUCCAAAUCAUCCUGCCCUUCAAAUGAUGAUGGCCAGGUCCAAAGCCUUAAGUCUUGCCGUGGAAAGUUGAAAACGGCUCCCUCAGGUGUAGCUAAUCUCAGUACCGUUCCCAGACUGUGCACCCCCCCCCCCAAAUACUGCUGCAUUAAGGUGGCAUUAAAUUGAAAAUGUCACAUUUUUCUUCUUUUGGAGUAAAAUUUUAUGACAUGAAAAAAUUGCUGGGAAAUUGCGCUUUUAGGCUUCUAAAUUAGGGAAUUGUAAAUUCAAAAGAACAACGGUUUUUGAAAGCAGUUGAUUGUUCUCUUAACUUGUCUAACAUCACAGUGUGUUUUUGUAGCACCUGAAAGAACUUUUAGAACCUCCUGUGGAGAGAAAAUACAGCACCACAUAAAGAAAAGUUCAACAUGAUCGGGCUGAUGCUGGGAACCUGCAUUGCCUUCUACGUCGUGAUCGGUGACUUGGGUUCCAACUUCUUUGCUCGGCUGUUUGGGUUUCAGGUGACCGGCACCUUCCGCGUGUUCCUGCUCUUUUCGGUGUCGCUGUGUGUCGUGCUGCCCCUCAGCCUGCAGAGGAACAUGAUGGCCUCCAUCCAGUCCUUCAGCGCCAUGGCCCUCCUCUUCUACACCGUGUUCAUGUUCGUGAUCCUGCUGUCCUCUCUCAAGCACGGCCUCUUCAGCGGGCAGUGGCUGCAGCGUAUCAGCUACGUGCGCUGGGAGGGUGUGUUCCGCUGCAUCCCCAUCUUCGGCAUGUCCUUCGCCUGCCAGUCCCAGGUCCUGCCUACCUACGACAGCCUGGAUGAGCCGUCGGUGAAAACCAUGAGCUCCAUAUUUGCCUCCUCCCUCAACGUGGUCACCACCUUCUACGUCAUGGUGGGGUUUUUUGGUUACGUCAGCUUCACUGAUGCCACCGCGGGAAACGUGCUGAUGCACUUCCCCUCCAACCUGGUGACAGAGAUGAUCCGCGUGGGCUUCACGAUGUCGGUGGCUGUGGGCUUCCCCAUGAUGAUCCUGCCCUGCAGACAGGCCCUGAACACACUGAUUUUCGAACAGCAGCAAAAAGAUGGCACCUUUGCGGCCGGAGGCUACAUGCCUCCUCUGCGGUUCAAAGCGCUCACCCUCGCGGUCGUGUUCGGAACCAUGGUCGGCGGCAUCCUGAUCCCCAACGUGGAGACCGUCCUGGGCCUCACGGGCGCCACGAUGGGAAGCCUCAUCUGCUUCGUCUGCCCGGCUCUGAUCUACAAGAAGACCCACAAGAGCGCCCUCUCCCCCCAGGUGGUGCUCUGGGUUGGCCUGGGCGUCCUGGUGGUCAGCACCCUCACCACCCUGUCUGUGAGCGAGGACACCCCCAUGGAUGUGGCACAGGAAGCCCCCGGUGUCCGGCUAGGAGAGGCAGAGGGUUUGAAGGCAGAGGUGGCCCGGCUCUCAGUCCAGGACCCGCCUGUGGACGCCGCCUCGGACAGCCGUGACGCACCGCAGCCACCACAGCCGAGGGAGGACCUGGAGCAGGCCCAGAUCAAGGGCCCCGUGGAGGUGCCCGGGCGGGAGGAUGCCAAGGAGAUGCAGCAGGAGGCGCAGCUCGACCGCCCCGGUCAAGGGGUUGCCGUCCCUGUGGGUGAGGCCCACCGCCAUGAGCCCCCUGUUCCUCACGACGAGGUGGUGGUCGAUGAAGGCCAAGACCGGGAAGGCCCAGAGAACAAGGCUCCGGGGAGCAAAGGUCAGAUGGUGCCGCCCCUGCCAGGUUCAGAAAGAGAGGAGCUCGAGCCGGCAAAGGGAGAGGCCGGGAGGAAACCCGGACAGGACCAGGCUGCGGAGGAAGCAGGUGGUCUUCCUGAACAUCCCCAGAAGGUUCCAGAAGCAGAUGGCCAGCCAGCUGUGCAGCCAGCGAAGGAUGACCUAGGGCCAGGCAACCAGGACCUGCCUCCGGGGCCCCAGGCAGCUGUGUCCCAGGAGCAGAACGCCCAGGCAGCAGGCGCGGGGGACAAGGCCGGCAGGGUGCUGCUGCCGGGCAACGCCGCGGGGGACAGCGAGCUCGGCGGGAAGGCUGCCCUCCCGGAAGAGAAGCCGGCUCCCGGGGCCGGGCCGCCGCCCGAGGCUCGCGAGCAGAGGGACGCGGAGCGACCAGGCGGAGACCAGGCGGGCAGCAAGUUGGAGGCUGAGAUUAAAAAGAUAGUGGCAGAAGCUGGCCGGGUGGAGAUGCUGGAUCACGCCGUCCUGCUGCAGGUGAUCAAGGAGCAGCAGGUGCAGCAGAAGCGCUUGCUGGACCAGCAGGAGAAGCUGCUGGCGGUGAUCGAGGAGCAGCACAAGGAGAUCCACCAGCAGAGGCAGGAGGACGAGGAGGACAAGUCCAGGCAGGUGGACGCGCAGCCAGAGCCCGGGGCGGCCGUGCCCCGAGGUCAGGAGGCCCGUGAUGGCCAGGCCGGGGAGGCAGUGGAGAAGCCGCCUCCGCAGCCUUUGGAGCCUGAGCUCGGAGCUCCCGGGGCUCGGCCCGCUCCCCCACGAGAGCCAGGCCAGCGCUCCCUGGAGGAGCCCCAGGGCGCCGCAGGCAGAGAGCUUGCUGGCCCCCCUGAUGGCGGCUCCGACACGGCGGCCCAGGCCAAGCCGAGAGAAGGCCAGAAGGGCACUCUGCCCGUGGUGGCCAGUGUUGUGAGGGAGCUGCCCCCCAAGGGCGGGAAGCAAGUACCCGGCCUAGACGCCGCCGGGCCACCCAGGAGCCCAGAAGAGCGGCUCGCUGAGGAGUCGCUCAGGCAAAGUCGGGACCUUCUCGGUGGAGGUUCCCAAGACAAGAGGAAACCCGGGGAGGAGGCAGCAGUCGCUGGCGCCAGCAUUUGGAAGGGAGCUGACCAGCUCGUGGCAGCGCCAGGAGGGACUGGGGACCCUCACAUGAAGCCCAAGCAGACACACCGAGACCUGGGCCUUGCAGCGGGCCUGCCCAGCAGGUUGGAAGGAGCAGCUGCUCAGCCCCAAGCCGUGCUGCGUCAGCCAGAACUGCAGGCCGUCUCCGACGGGGCUCGAGGUGGGCAGCAGGGCAGCCGGCUAGGCCCCGGCGCUCCCCCUGAGACAGGAAAGGAGGCCCUCGGUGGGGACCACAUGCCCCGUGAGCAGCCGGGAGCCGGGGAGGACACUGCUGUCCAGGGUCCCAGACAGAAGCCAGACCCUGAGCCUGGGCCAAAACUAGUCCCUGGGGCUCAGAAACCAGACAACGCCAAACCCAACCGAGACCUGAAACUGCAAGCUGGCUCCGACCUGCGGAGGAGACGGCGGGAUCUUUCCCCGCGGCGUGCAGAGGGGGAGCUGGCCCCCGAGGACGGGGUCAUCAGCUUUAACCCCCUGCCCGACGUCCAGGUGAACGGCCUCCGUGAAGCCCUGGACUCCCAGCUCCGCCAGGCCGCGGGGGCCGCCCUGCAGGUCCACAGCCGGCAGAUUAAGCAGCUGCCCGGGGCCCUGGAGGAGGCCUAGCGCCUGCUGGAGGUGAGGGCUGCAGACCGCGCCGCCCUCAGGCAUUGGCGCGUCUCCCUGGCCCGUCCCGGCUGACCUCUGGGGAUGCCGCUCAUUUCUCCCCCUGGGUUUCAUGUUUGAGGCCCUUGCGGCAUGUGGUGAGCGAAGGGAUUUUGUUUCCAGAACGUUCUUGCGGUCAUCUGUUGUACUCGGUCUGAGGUCCUCCGACCGCUGCAGACUUGGAGCUCAGUCCUGCCCAUGAGGAGAAACGGUGCGUGGCCCGUGCUGGGAACCCUCGCUCUGGGGCUCGGGCUCCAGGAGAGCCGCCAGGCGCGGUGUCCCGCUCAGGCUCAGGCCGCCCCCGCGGGGAGCGUGCGGGGUUCAAGUGGAGCCAGAUGGUGAGAGUGGGGAGCAAAUGCCUUCACCGUUGCGACUGCAGCCCCAGCUCACGGCUGCGGCGAGAACCAAGCAUUCAACCACGAACUUAGUGACUCGGAAUUUUAAUUAUUUAUGUCAUGUUUUCCGUGUGUGUUGUAGAGAAUCUCAAAUAAACACUUUUGCCUUCA